AUGGGCGACGACAAGCCCGUCAAAUCCAAGCACCGCUCGCACAAAGACAAAGAUGACAAGGAACACAAGAGCAAGAAGCGUCACCGGCACGAGCGCGACGAGGACGGACAUAAGUCCAAGAAGCGCAAGUCCAAGGGGUCGAAGCUGGAGGUGGUAGAUGAUGAUCCCGAGGAGGACAUGUGGGUGGAGAAGAACAUCGAUAUGGAUGGGGAAUAUCCCAUAGCGCAGGAUAUACCGACAGCAGACAGUCUGAAGCUCAAGUCGCGCGCAGAAGAAGCGCCGGGCGACCCUCCGUUACCCGAGUCUCAGCCGACAGAGACGCGUCUGCGGAGAGAUGAUUGGAUGUUGGAGCCUGAACAGGCGCCCGUCAUUGUCCCUACGGAGCGAGGAGCCGUGAAGCUCUCUACCGCGGACGAGAGUCUGACAGACGGCUACGGCGACGCGCCAUCUAGUUCCCGUAACUUGGGUGGUGGUGUCGACUUCUUCUCUUCGUUGGGUACGGAGCGCGUCAAGAAACCUCCCCCGAACAGGCCUAACCCUGAUGAGCUCAAGAUCCACUCCAAAGAACUCAACACGCAACUCAAAGAAGGCAAAUCCAUCGACGAAUACACCGACGGCGCCGCACCCGUCAAAGCUCUCACGCCAGGCGGCCCAGGCUCCCAAUGGCGCAUGAUGCGUUUACGGCGCGUAUACGAGACGGCAGAGGAGGAAGGCCGACCGAUUGAAGAGGUCGCGCAAGAGCGCUUCGGCUCGUUGGAGGCAUUCGAACAGGCGAAGGAGGAGCGUCGGAUUCUUGAUGAGCGUGAGGGCGGUGGACAGCCAGCGAGAGGAAGGGAUGCGGGUAGGGAACAGAAGCGGCAAGGGCAAUUCGGAAAGGGCGGCGAGAGGGGGUUCAUGUUCAACGAGCCCGGCAGUGGGGCAUCGAGCCGGAGCCAGUCGUUCAGACGUCCCGCUGGUUCUGGUCCGACCACACCUUCAGCUGGCCCGAGUGGCAGCAUGGGUCGACCGAAGUACGACUCCAUGCGCAUAUCAACUUCUGGCCAGAGCACAUCCGCACAUACACCUGUCCCAACCGUUCUGACGCCACAACCCGCGGCAUCAAGUUCAAGACGUGCAAUGUCACCGUCUUCCUUGAACAAGCUCCAAGCGAAGGUGUUGAGGGCGAAACUCAUGGGCGCACCGGACGCAGAAGCGUUAGAGAAGCAGUACGAGAGUGAGAUGGCUAUUGCCAAUGGGGAUGUCCAAGAGGGUGUUAGGACGAAGGUGGAGAUGCUGCCUACGUUGGACGCGCAGGGACGACUGUAUGAUGUCGGGCAGGGCAAGAACGACGCCGAGCCGUUGGCGGGGAACCGCAAGAAGAAGGAGAAGCAGGUCGAGACGAGAGACUCGAAGACGGGCGACAUCGUACGCAUCAACGCGGACGACGACGACCUCACGCUCGGGGAUCUCGUUCGUCAAGAACGCUUCGGCGCAGGGAUGUCCGACCAGAAAGACAUGGACGCGCAAUUCGCGAGGUCAAUCAUGACCGACAGCGGCUUCCAGAAUGAUCUGGACUACAUCGAUGACAACGCCGAAAAGCUCGGUCGGCAGAAGAUGCGGUCGGACGCCAUGAAACGCCAAUUCGCCAUCAACGACUACAAGAAGACGCAAAAGGCCCUCGCGACGUGUUCGUUCUGCUACGGUGAAGACGACUCGCUGCCCAAAGCGCCUAUGGUCGCGACUGGUACACGCGUGUAUCUGUCAUGUACAACGAACGAGGAGCUUGUGAAGGGACAUUGUCUUAUCGUGCCAAUGCAGCAUUGCUUGAGCAUGCUCGAGGCGGACGAUGAUGCUUGGGAUGAGGUCAGGAACUUCAUGAAGAGUCUGAUGCGCAUGUUCGCGGAGCAAGAUAUGGGCGUCGUGUUCUACGAGACCGUCUUGAACCUCAAAUGGCAGAAACAUACAGUCAUCGAAUGCGUGCCUCUACCAUGGGAGAAGUUCGAUCUCAUCCCGGGCUACUUCAAGGAGUCUAUUCUGAUGAGCGAAGCCGAAUGGUCCCAACACAAGAAGCUCAUAGACUUCUCCUCCCGCCCCGGCGGCUUCCGCCGCAUGAUGGUCCCCAACCUGCCCUACUUCAUGGUCCAAUUCGACUACAAAGGCGAGAAAGGCUACGGGCACGUCAUCGAGGGCGCAGCCGGUGCAAACGGCAACGACCCAGACGACCCCAUGGACGAAGGCGAGAAGGGCGGCGGCGAUUUUCCUAGCUAUUUCGCGGCGGAGAUUUUGGGCAAUGUGCUUGAGGUCGAGCCGCCGGGGAAGUGGAGGAGGCCGAGGAAGUUGGAUUUUAGGAGUAAUAGGGAGAGGGUGGAGAGGUUUAGGAAGAUGUAUGAUACGUUUGAUUGGACGGGGAUGCUUAGGAAGGAACAGGCGUAG
Peniophora sp. CBMAI 1063 is the source of this 2412-nucleotide messenger RNA. Lineage: Eukaryota; Fungi; Basidiomycota; Agaricomycetes; Russulales; Peniophoraceae. The record is from the annotation of a GenBank genome assembly.